Yarrowia lipolytica CLIB122 is the source of this 4746-nucleotide messenger RNA. RefSeq lists its product as uncharacterized. The record is from RefSeq and is a predicted model, not a curated record. NCBI's taxonomy places the organism in Eukaryota, Fungi, Ascomycota, Dipodascomycetes, Dipodascales.
AUGGAGUAUGUCAUUCGCGACAUGGAGUACGUCAGUGGCAGCGACUUUGAGGAUGAGCCGCUGGGGUUCCCUGGUACUCUCGAUUCCGACCCCUUACCGACAAGUGAGGUCGUGGAGCCGGUGGAGGAGGUGAACAGUGCCCCUUCUCCAGAACCAGAGACACAGGAAGCGCCGGUGGAAAGCGAAACAACGGAACCUGUACUCGUUGAAGAUGUACAGACGACACAAGUACCAGAUCUAGAGUCUGGACCUUGGAAACGAAAACUGCGAACGCGAACAUUCGCUCAACAACGACCAUAUGCAUACGACCAGUUCAUCUACAAGGGUCUUGGACUGGACGCCAGCGAUAUCAGAGAACUGCAUUACCACCGAAGUGACGAUGAAGAGUACGAGUACCAGGAUCAACAGGAGGACAUCGAAAACAUUGCUGCAAUAGACGCAGAUGAUUUGGCAGGUCUCAUGUCCGAUUCUGACUCACCGGACUUUGUUCCUCCUGUUGUAUACAGCGCGGAACAAGCAGCUGAAAAACGAGCUGAGAAAGAGAGAAAAUGUGUGGAAAGAGAACAAAAGCGACUCGAGGGGGAGAAGUUACGUCUAGAAAAGGAAAAGAAACGGGCUGGGAAGGAACAGUUGCGUAUAGAGAAGGAAAAACGACGCCUGGAAAAGGAGGCAAGGAAAACUUCUAGAUCGACCCAACCCACCGCUUACCAACGGUUUUUUCUCGAGUCAGACGAUGAAGAUGGAGGUCCAAUUGAUACACCUGGUGGUGGUAGUGAUGGAAUUGCUGGCUCAGACCCGCCAAACCCAUCUUCUCAGAGAAGUAUUGUGAUCACAGACGAACCUGAAAUUGACAGAAUGGAAGAGCCCAAGAAACGCAACAAAUCGAGCAAUCCCAGGCCCCCGAAGCGACCAAGAUCAAACGACUACAUUCCAGCUUCUACAGCCAAAACGAGACGAAGACCUCAACAGCUGACUCUGGAUUUUGGCACCACCAAGGGCAGCAAGGGUGCUAGCAGAGACAAUCACGUUCUGGCUGCCGUUCGAGCCAUGGCAAAGUCAACAAAGGAAAUGUUCACUAGGUCACAUGCCAUUAAUGCUGCUCAGAAACGCAUGUUGUCGUAUCGCCGGACUCCCAACAUUAGAGAGGAGCGGCAUUGGUUGGACGACGGAGGAGGACAGAUUGGAGAUGGUACCGGAGGAGCAGGAGGGGGGAGGUCAUGGGGUGGAGGACAUGUAAGAUCACGUGACCAGGGCACUUUGUCGUGGUCGCGUGAGGGAGGCAGGAAUGGGAGCAGUGGCGGUGGGGGGAUUGCUGGGUCACGGGUUUCAGCGGGUGGUGGUGGAGCAUCAAAUAACUCAAUCCCUGGUCUUGGCUCUGGCUCUGGGGGUGUAACACGUGGACAGACUAGGAUUUCCAGAUCACGUGGUCUCACACGGUCAAGUCCUUCAGUAUCACGUCCUGCUGGGUACCGUUCUCUACCCCGAAUCAGAGACAAACGAGCUGGUCCGUUGGAGCAUAUGAGACGAGCAGCGUGGAAUCAGAUUCAGGAAAUGAAAAUGAAAGCUCGGGUGGGUGGUGGACACUAUUCUGGUCAUUCUGGCCCCGUGGAGGACAACACAACCCAAAAAAAACACGUGACUAGCCACUCUAUCAACCCUGGGCAUGCCCGACGGGGUGGUACUCGCCACCUUGGUCACAGAACCUCACCUUCGCCAACCUCCAGAAACGGUUUCAUCAACGAGUACGGAGUUCGAGUUCUUCCUUCUGACAAUGUUGCUGGGGAAUACAACCAGCGGAGGCAUGCUUCAGGUGUUCAUGUUCAAAGUCUAGAUAUUGAUCACGUGCAUUUGGACGCUUCUCAGCGUGGUUCUCGGUUCAAUGAAAAGGAGUCUGGAGAGUAUGCUAUUCGAAGACGUAUUGGAGGUCGCACUGGAGUCAGGCGUGAACCUGAACCUGAGCCUGAGACUGUGUCUGACUUCGUCGGCUUGACAGAGAUGAUUGAGGGUGGAGAUGAACUGCAUGAUACCUUGGAUGUUGACUACAUUGGUGAUUUUGAUAAGCCCAUCGAUGUAGAUAUUGAUCCCCCCGCUCUUUCUUCCACCUUGGACCCUGUUCAUGUGGAAUUUGCCAAUCGUCUUUCCCAGCAUGACACCUUUGAAACUACCUUUGGUCUAGCUAACAAGAUUUACACGCUGGAGCCCAUUUUUCUUGGACGUCUCAACUCGCCUUUGGAGACUUGGAUGUGCCCUGUCUCUCAGAUUAUGGUCAGCCUGAAUGAUGUCAAGCUGAUCUUUGAUAAGAUUCUUGGCGUUAUAGAGGACGGUAGGCGUCGAGAGGAUGUCUAUGAGGCUCUUAGGUUGGUCUUUUCGCAUCCUGUUCAAGAAACCACGGUUCUAGAGGAGUUCAAAAACAAUAUUAUGGGUCUAGAUGUCGGCGAUCUUUCCGACUUGAUCGUCUCUUUGGUCAAUUAUAGAUGUCCUCUUGCUGGUGAGCUUCUCAUUGACACAGAUAAGCUCUAUGUUGCUGUCAAAGACCAUGCUCGUCCAUUGCUGGUUGAGGCAGCUAUGAUACGUAACGACCCUAUCCACAUCCCAUUCUUGUCAGACGGCAUUCCUUCUCUGGAGCGAGCUUGGAGGAGUCUCUUUGUGGCCAAAGCCAUUGGCAGAGACGAAUCAGAUGCCAUGUUGGCAUUACUUGAUCUGCUGCCGCCCACAAUUGUCCACGAGGAUCGUGACGUUCAACAGGUUGACAUUGAGCGUUACAAGAAGAUUCUACUGAUGAGAACUCAGCUACUCUGGCGAUUUUCAGGUGAAGCGAUUCUCUGGUGGGCUAAGAACACCCCUUAUCCAGAUACAACUAUUCCAGAGCUUGACUUGGAGCGUCUGGCACCUGGAAAUGCGUUCUUCACGGUUGCCAAGAUGGUUUCGGAUGUGUACAAGAGUGGUCAUUAUGGCCCAGCUUCUGAUGUCGCUGCUGGGCUUGUAUCUGGUGUUGGUCUUCGGUUUCCACGUGACGAAGGCUUCCAUCGGAACAAACUGCGUAAGCUCGCUCAAACUUACAUUUAUCUCAUGCUCCGAGUUCGGGAUAUAUAUGAUCCUGAACUUCGACCGUCGUUCGCGCAGCUUCAGGACACUGUCCACACCGACAAGGCGCACCUGGAGGUCAUCCGCAUCGAGUUUGCCGCUGCUAGACAGACUCUUCAGAUAGUCAAUGGCAGUGGAUUCACUGAGGAAGAUCGAAAGAGUGUCCUUAAGUGGCUUGAUCAGAUGAUCCAAAUGACCACUCGUGAGUACGCUACCCUGGUUAGAACACGAUACGCCGGAGAAUAUGAGAACCUUUUGAUUCAGAUAUUCGAGCAGGUUGAGGAGGCUGGACAAAGUGUGAUUACUCUUUUGACUCUUCCGGAUGGCAGCUGGCAGAAAAUGUCUGAGCCAAUGAAUCGAGCUUUGAUCAAGUUGGUCCAAAAGACCCCUGAUAGAGAACGUCCCUUGACAAAGGCUUUCGCCAAGUUUGUUGCCAAACAUGGUCCUAGGUACUACAAAGACUUUGCUCAGAUGCAUCCUCCUCCUCGCAGCUAUCCCAUGCCUCAAGAGGCUCUCUGGAUGACUAUGUCAAUUGAGGCAGGAACUUAUGUGGAUCCCAUCGAUGUGACUUACAUUGCCGUCAAGUCGAUGCUUCUCAAGAAGACUCACGAGCCGUUGUGGAGUCAUGUUGUUGAGCUGAAGGACGUGAAUCUCACUGGCUUAUCUCAAGACAUGAUCCUCCAGAAAAUUAUGUUGGCUACAACUUCAGGGCACUUGGCAGGACAGCUACUGGAGUUCAUACGUGACAACCUUGACUUCUUUGACAAGGAGUCGAAGCUUCUUAUUCAGAAACUGGUGUCUUAUCUAAAGGGUAAUGAUAACACUGCUGGAGCUCCCCAGCUUCAAUGGUUCCUGAACCCUGCCAAUUUUGAACUUCAAGCUGACUCGUCGCAAUUGGCCCAGUACUCGAGUUUGUUAAAACGUUCAAGACAUGAGAGUGAGAUCAAGAACUAUUUGCUCGGCACGUUGUCCAUUUCUCUCAUUCUCGACGGAGGGCAGGUCUUCUAUGAGGCCGUCAAGGGCAUUGGUAUGGCCACAACUCAUCCGAUUCAUGCUAAAGCCUUGAUGCAGAUGUUUGAGUCCUUGGUUUACUCCAAGAAGCAUGCUACAGUGCUAUUUCUGCCGCUAUUCUUACGCCUCAUGGUCACCAUGGGCAAUGAAGAGCUAUGGAUCCAACUUUGGAGCCAUGCCUACGUCAGGGUCAAGACAAUCAGACUGGACCACCUGUCGAGUCUAGAGAACGCUUACCUUGCUGAAUUUCUUCAUCUCACCUCUCUCAUCCCUUCGGAAGAUUCGACUUCGGUGCUCUUGGACAUCUUAGGAGUACCUCACUCAGCAACUAGCAUCUCAUCCGCACUAACACGGCAAAUGGACAGAGACGUAGACGCCACUCUAGAAAAGUUUCAUGAGAACAGUGGCAAAUGGACUCGAGGAGUGGGAAACUCCACUGAUAAAAUUUCUCUGCAUUUUAUUACGGCAGACAACAUGGCCAGUCCUUAUGACUCUGUCAUCCAGUGCCUUGCCAGCACUAUCAUGUAUCACCCUGUGCUUCUACCUCGGCUCAAUUUCCUCGCUUCUCAAAAUCCCUGGAUUGGGCGGUACUUGGAGCAGCAUUAUUUUCAGGGUUGCCAGGUGACUACUCUCGACGAUGUCUUCUUCUAA